Molecule: messenger RNA, 2221 nt
Organism: Biomphalaria glabrata
Lineage: Eukaryota; Metazoa; Mollusca; Gastropoda; Planorbidae
Product: ferrochelatase, mitochondrial-like
Exons: 2
Coding region: 128-1369 (413 amino acids)
Biological process (GO): heme biosynthetic process
Molecular function (GO): protoporphyrin ferrochelatase activity
Source: RefSeq, a predicted model, not a curated record
AAACAACUCUUAUGUAGUUGGCAGCUCUUGUGUAACUGGCUGAUAGAAGACUGCUGUUGACACAGCAGACUAGAGACGUAGAGUAGACUUAGAUUGCAUCUUAUUAUUUUAUUUUUUCAAAUAAAAAAUGUCUCUCUCGUUAAUUAGAGUUUUUCGGUCGGUAUCAAAUUUGAACUCCUUGAAAGUUCUUGGCGCUUCUAAUUUUUCUCAACGCUAUAAGACAAACACAUCUGGACCUCCUCCUAAAACUGGAAUCAUGAUGAUGAACUUAGGGGGUCCUGAAAAUCAAGAAGAAGUUCAUGACUUCUUGCUGAGACUCUUCUCAGAUAAAGAUCUCAUUCCAUUGCCAGCUCAGGGGAAGUUAGCACCACUAAUAGCAAAACGAAGGACUCCAAAAAUCCAAGCUCAGUAUGCAAAGAUUGGUGGUGGUUCUCCCAUAAAACGAUGGACUGAACUACAAGGCCAGGGUAUGGUUGAAAUUUUGGACAAAAUUAGCCCAUCGUCUGCACCACAUAAAUUUUACAUUGGUUUCCGCUAUACUCACCCUUUAACAGAAGAUACAAUUGCACAAAUGGCUGAAGAUGGAAUUCAGCAUGCCAUAGCAUUUACACAAUACCCACAAUACAGUUGUUCAACAACAGGUAGCAGUCUUAAUUCCAUUUUUAGGUACUACAACAAGAAAGGCAAUCCAGGAAAUAUGGUCUGGAGUGUUAUUGAUCGAUGGCCUAUACAUUCUGGAUUGGUUCAAGCAUUUGUAGACAAUAUUAAAGCAGAAAUCAAACGUUUCCCAGCAGAAGAUCAAGAUGACAUUGUCAUCCUUUUUUCUGCCCAUUCUCUUCCAAUGAAAGUAGUAAACAGAGGGGAUCCUUAUCCUGCAGAAGUUGCUGCCACAGUACACAAAGUAAUGGAAGGUCUUGGCCACAGCCAUGCUUAUCGUCUUGUUUGGCAGUCCAAAGUAGGCCCCCUGCCCUGGUUAAGCCCACAAACAGAUGAAGCUAUAAAAGGAUUGGUAGAAAGAGGAAGAAAAAAUAUUCUUCUUGUACCCAUUGCAUUCACUUCUGACCACAUUGAAACAUUGUUUGAGCUAGAUCAUGAAUAUGCCCAAGUGCUGGCUUCACAAGUGGGAGUAAAAAAUAUUCGAAGAGCAUCCAGUCUAAAUGACAACAAAAUUUUUAUCCAGGCAUUAGCUGAUAUUGUUAAGCAGCAUAUUGAUACAGGUGUGGCCUGUUCACCUCAGCUGGCAUUGCGUUGUCCAUCUUGUGUGAAUCUAACCUGUGGCCCUGCCAAAGAGUUCUUUCAAAACCAGCAAGAUGCCUUGGAUGAGCUAUUGAAGAAGGGUACAAAGCAAGCUGCUGCAGCUAAAGCCUAGAAUUGGUUAUUAUUGUUUAAUAAAUAAAUAUAUUGCAUGUUAGUGAUUUGCCUUUGUUUCCUUUGAUACUGUAUACUGGUAUUCAUAAUUACAAUAUUGUUUUUGUAUUGUUGAAUUAAAGAACAAAAAAUGUUUUUUUAUGCUAUGCAUCUGUUAUUGCUGUUGAAGUAUAAACAUCAAAAGCUAUAUUUGUUUAUAUGUUUUUAUAGUCUUGUGAUAGAAGGUUUUUAACUUUUUUUUUAGAUAUUUGUUGCCAACUUAUUACAUCAUAUUUAAAGUAUAUUAUUUCAAUUCAUUAAAUUAUUUUUUUUAAAAAGAUUAAUAAAUAAUUGUAUUUAUUGUAUUUCUAAAGAUCUGCAUGCACCUAAACUUGAAUUAUUUUUUUUAUCAUGACAAUGUUCAAUACUCAGAGUCUUUGUCUAAUGGCAUCUAGAUCUAUCUCCAGGUAUUUGUACUUAGUACAGGUACUUGAUUGUUAUUAAAUUAUGUAUGAGAUAUAUCUGAACCAUAUUUCUUUCCACUGUGCAUGAUAUGUGAAUGCUUAAUUGAUUGGACUGUGUUACAGUUUAAAAAAAAAAAAUAUUUUACUCAAAUUUUACUAUUGCAUUAAAUAAUAAAAAAAACAGAAGCUUUGUAAAUUAAAUAAAAUAAAGUUUUCUGUGUGUUUGUCUUAAUCUAUUUUUGUCACUCAAAAAAUUAAAAUAAGCCUACAAUGUUUUUAAUGAAUUCAUUGUAAAUUGUGUCUAUUUCUUAUUGCUAAUUAGAAGUAGCUUACACUCAGUUGCUAAAAACUAGCCAUGUUUUCAUUGGCAUUGAUUGCUAGUAGAUAUCAAUAAAUUCAAUAAAAAAUUA